GAGAUGCGGAUUAGCCGAACCGGUUGCCGUGGUAUCUCCGUCUCCCUCCCCUCCGUCGCGGCCGGUCGCGCGCCACCGUCUCCGCCGCGCACACACGGGUCCGGUUGCCAAUCUCCCCACAGAACCAUCCCGUCCUCAUCGCCGCCGCCGCCCAACUCCGCGACCUAGCGUUCCCUAGACCGCCAAUUCCUCCCCCCCAUUUGCUUCGGAAGCUGCCCGAGAUGCACCAUGCGAUGCGGUUGCGCUGCCUCCUCCAGCACCCGCCGCUCUGGUGCAAGUGCAGCUCUCUAGGAAUCUCCACGAGUGGCGGCGGUUGCCUCGUCCGGAGGUUCAGCGCAGUCGGGGCGCCGAGGCCGUGCGAUGCGGGGCGGCGGCUGUGCCGGUUCUACGGUUCCAAGGGCGGCGUAGGCAGCGCGGAGGCGAGGGGCGCCGGGGCAGCGGAGGCGGCGGCAGGGAGCAGCGGACGGUGCAGCGAGCAGGAGCACGCGCGCCUCGGCGAGAGGGACCAGCAGGAGUGGCUGAGCGGCGAGAGAUUCCUCAGCGACUGCAAGAAGCGUGAGUCGCCGUUCCUCACCAGGCGGGAGAGAUUCCGCAUCGAGUUCCGGCGCCGCGUUGUACCGUGGGAGAAGGGAAACCUCACAUGGCAGAAUUUCCCCUACUACGUCAAUGAGAAUGCAAGGCAGCUGCUGCGAGAGUGCACGGCAUCCCACUUGCGGCACAAGGGCAUCACGUCAGAGUAUGGCUCUCGGCUACCAUCCUCUGGAGGGAGGAUAUUGCUCCAGAGCUUGCCAGGAACCGAACUCUACAGAGAGAGAUUGGUAAGAGCUCUUGCACAUGAGUUGCGGGUGCCACUACUAGUCCUGGACAGCAGUGUUCUAGCUCCAUAUGAUUUUGGGGAAGAUUCUUCAGAAAGCGAGGAAGAAGAUGAGCAUGGUGAGUCAGAAGAUGAAGGUUCAGAGUCUGAGAUGGAAGAUGAAGGUGAUGAAGAUUGGACAAGCAGCAACGAAGCUAAAUCAGGUGAAAGUGAUGAUGAGGAUGCUCUAAAAUCUGUGGGAGAACUCAAAAAGUCCGUGGAUGACCUCAAGAAGCUGGUCCCAUGUACUAUUGAGGAAUUUGCCAAGAGAGUAGUUGGUGAAGAAGAAGGUACAUCAUCAGAAUCCCCUGAAACAGCCAAGUCGUCAGAGGAAGAUAAAAGGCCUUUCCAAAGGGGAGAUAAAGUCAAGUAUGUUGGUUCCUCAGCAGUUAUUGAAGCAGAUCAGAGGAUCAUUUUGGGGAAAUUACCUACUCAAGAUGGCUCGAGAAAUGCGUAUACUUUUAUUAGUGGCAGGACUCUGUCAAAUGGGCAGCGGGGAGAAGUAUACGAGAUCAAUGGGGAUCAAGUAGCUGUCAUAUUUGACCCUCCUGCAGAGAAGCUGCAUGAUGGUGACGAAAAUAGCAAGGAGGAAAAUGCAAAACCAUCUAUUUACUGGGUUGAUGCUCAAGAUAUUGCGCAUGACCAUGAUAUUGAAUCAGAAGAUUGGCAUAUCGCAAUUGAAGCACUUUGUGAGGUUCUUCCAUCUCUAGAGCCAGUCAUUGUCUACUUUCCAGACAGUUCCCAGUGGUUAUCUAGAGCAGUUCCAAAAUCAAAUCGAAGUGAGUUUAUCCAAAAGGUAGACAAAAUGUUUGACCAACUCACCGGACCAGUAGUAAUGAUAUGUGGGCAGAACAUGCUGGCAGCAGUAUCCAAGGACAAGGAUAAGGAACCUCCGAAACUGAUGUUUCAGAAUCUCACAAGCCUGUCUUCACUGCCAUCGUCCCUGAAGCGUUGGCUAAAAGUACAAAACGAUUCAAGACCCAGUGAUAUAGCAAAGAUCUUCACAAACAGUUUCGUUGUUCCCCUUCCAGAGGAAGGUGAGCAACUAAGAGUUUUCAAUAACCAGAUUGAAGAGGAUAGGAAAAUUAUUAUUUCAAGGCAUAACCUCGUUGAAUUACACAAGGUUCUUGAAGAGAAUGAACUAUCAUGCGUGGAGCUUAUGCAUGUGAAGUCUGAUGGUGUCGUUUUGACAAAGCAAAAAGCGGCGAAAGUUAUUGGAUGGGCUAGAAGUCAUUAUCUGUCAUCAACAGUUCUUCCCUCUAUUGAGGGUGAGAGAUUAACCAUUCCACGUGAGAGUCUUGAUUUAGCCAUCGAGAGGCUGAAGGAGCAGGUUACUAAAUCUAAGAAUCUUUCUCAAAAUCUCAAGAAUUUGGCAAAAGAUGAGUACGAACGCAAUUUCAUAUCUUCUGUUGUACCUCCUGAUGAAAUUGGAGUGAAAUUCGAUGAUAUUGGCGCGCUUGAGGAUGUCAAGAGGACACUGGAUGAGCUCGUUGCUCUUCCAAUGAGGAGACCAGAGCUUUUUUCUCACGGCAAUUUAUUAAGGCCCUGCAAAGGUGUUUUGCUUUUUGGUCCUCCUGGCACAGGAAAAACACUCUUGGCAAAGGCACUCGCGACUGAAGCUGGGGCAAAUUUUAUCAGCAUAACCGGUUCUACAUUGACAUCAAAGUGGUUUGGAGAUGCUGAGAAGUUGACGAAGGCACUUUUCUCUUUUGCUAGCCGACUAGCUCCUGUCAUCAUAUUUGUAGACGAGGUUGACAGCUUACUUGGCGCCAGAGGGGGUGCACUUGAGCAUGAAGCAACAAGGAAGAUGCGGAAUGAAUUUAUGGCAGCUUGGGAUGGUCUAAGGUCCAAAGAGAACCAACGGAUCCUUAUUCUUGGUGCUACGAAUCGUCCAUUUGAUUUAGACGAUGCUGUUAUACGGCGUUUACCUAGACGGAUAUAUGUUGGCCUUCCAGAUGCGGAAAACCGAAAGAAAAUUCUCAAGAUUUUACUGGCUAAAGAAAACUUAGAAUCUGAUUUUAAAUUCGAUGAACUUGCUAAUGCGACAGAAGGUUAUUCAGGAAGUGAUCUGAAGAACCUAUGCAUAGCUUCAGCAUACAGGCCAGUUCAGGAACUUCUAGAAGAAGAAAAGAAGGGACGUGUGAGUAGCAACAGCACUCACUUAAGACCCCUUGUAUUGGAUGAUUUUAUACAGGCAAAAGCCAAGGUAAGCCCGUCUAUUUCUCAUAACGCAACAAGUAUGAACGAAUUAAGAAAAUGGAACGAACAGUAUGGUGAAGAUGGCAGCAGGACAAAAUCGCCGUUUGGGUUUGGCAACUGACAUGUUACAGUAGCAAAGUGUUGUUUGUAAAAUCAAUAGGCUGCCUAUUUAGUGACAGGAAGUCGGCCCCCAUUUUUCGCCCAGAGCCUAUUUAUACAGCCUCUCAGUGAUCCUGUACAAAUAGCAAAAUAUCAAGUCAAACGACAAAUUCCAAGUUUUCCUGUAGCUGGUACUACCGGGGAUUCCCCAAUUUUCCAACAUUGCAACGCUGAGCUACAAAUUUGCUCCAGCUCUGCAAGAGCCUGACCCAGGUGUAAGUAGCACCAGAAAGUUUCAGUUGUUGUAUGGCACUAAUUCCUUGGACUUCAACUCAAUUUAGUAUUUUUUUUCAUUAUAGCCCUCCAAUGUUUCCAGACCACAAUGAUGCUAUAGUAUUGCCUGUGUCGGUGUGUAAUAAAGAUAACAUUUUGAGUUUC
Messenger RNA from Triticum urartu, 3589 nucleotides. RefSeq lists its product as uncharacterized. The record is from RefSeq and is a predicted model, not a curated record. Gene Ontology annotation, molecular function: ATP binding; ATP hydrolysis activity. Gene Ontology annotation, cellular component: mitochondrial outer membrane. Lineage: Eukaryota; Viridiplantae; Streptophyta; Magnoliopsida; Poales; Poaceae.